Aethalodelphis obliquidens (Pacific white-sided dolphin) is the source of this 667-nucleotide messenger RNA. RefSeq names its product parvalbumin like EF-hand containing (gene PVALEF). Gene Ontology annotation, cellular component: cytoplasm. The coding region runs from base 1 to 402 and encodes 133 amino acids. Lineage: Eukaryota; Metazoa; Chordata; Mammalia; Artiodactyla; Delphinidae. The transcript has 4 exons. The record is from RefSeq and is a predicted model, not a curated record. Gene Ontology annotation, molecular function: calcium ion binding.
AUGGACGAGGACUUCUCCUCCCAGAUGAAGAAGAUGGCCUUGGCCAUGGGCACAUCCCUGUCAGACAAGGACAUAGACCUGCUGCCCACCGACAUGAGGCACCAUGGCUCCUUCAACUACAUCAAGUUCUUCGAGUACAUGCAGAAGUUCCCGGCCUCGGGGCAGCAGGAGAGUGUCAUCCGCAAGGCCUUCCAGACCCUGGACAAGGACAAGAGCGGCUUCAUCGAGUGGAAUGAGAUCAAGUACAUCCUGCACAUCAUCCCCAGCAGCGGGCCCACCACCCCACUGACGGACGAGGAGGCUGAGGCCGUGAUCCAGGCAGCCGACACGGAUGGGGACGGGAGGAUUGACUUUGAAGAAUUUUCUGAAUUGAUCAAAAAGGAGAACAUUGCAAAGAAGUAGCACCACGUCCAGCCCCGGCCGGCUGAGCAUCCCCCGAGGGGCACCGUGGGUUUCGCGAGUGCCCCAUGGAGGCCAUGGGAGCGGACGCAGCUUGAGCCAGGAAAAUGGAAGAAAAACAGCAUUAAAUGAACCGCAGCCCAUGUGUCUGUUGGGUGUUGCAGCGUCAGCUGGGGCAGGGGCAGGGUCAUGGGUCUCUGGGCGACAGGUGGCGGGCAGGGUGGCAUGGGGGGUGCAGGAGGGAAAAUGGAAGACCGGGUGGUGGGUG